Molecule: messenger RNA, 2199 nt
Organism: Aspergillus tanneri
Lineage: Eukaryota; Fungi; Ascomycota; Eurotiomycetes; Eurotiales; Aspergillaceae
Exons: 3
Coding region: 1-2199 (732 amino acids)
Biological process (GO): fatty acid biosynthetic process; secondary metabolite biosynthetic process
Molecular function (GO): fatty acid synthase activity
Source: RefSeq, a predicted model, not a curated record
AUGGCGGAAGAUUCCCAUAACAGCCAUGAGCCGCGAUGGAGAAACUACCUGCGCAUCUCUAAAAACCCAUGGAUUAAGGACCACAUAAUCACCGGAACUGUGCUAUACCCAGGCGCAGGCAUGCUGGUCAUGGCGUUGGAAGGCGCACUGCGUACCGCCGACUUGUCCAAGACCAUUGAGGGUUUCCGCAUGAACGAUGUCAUGUUUAAGCGUGGACUGGUUAUCUCCGUGGAUAAGGAGGCGCCCGUGGAGACGCGCAUUAGCUUCCACCCCCACAGCACGAAGCCCGACUCAUGGAUCUUUACUAUCUAUUCAAUGACCAAGGGCUCGCCGUGGAUGCAAUUGGGCUUGCGCAAGACCCUGCUAUCCGAAGCCGAUUCCACAGAUGUCAACGUGAAUACGUUCUACAAGAAUCUGGACACCAUUGGCAUGCAGUAUGGCCCAUCAUUCCGUAAUGUCCAGUCCCUCACGGCAGUGCCAUCCAAGAAGGCCACGUACGGAUCUGUGACUGUUCCAGACACCAAGUCAACGAUGCCCAAGAAGUACAAGAUCCCCCAUGUCAUUCACCCGGCAACCAUGGACUCUAUCUUCCUAAAGACGGCUUGGAGGCUUCUGGUGCUUAACGAGCAUCUUACGCAGCUCGUUUCUCCCGGCAAGGCGGCCGCGGUGGUCACCAGCUGGCUUCACCUAGUGUUUCUAAAGACGUCAAACACCACCGCCCUCGUUGUCUUGUUCGAUAAGUCCGAACCUAGUAUUAAUAUUUUCCGUCGCCUCAAGAGCCAAAUAUAUGGCCCCAAGAAUAUUAUUUCCCUUGCUGCAUCUGAGUCGGCAUCGCAGUUGAUGCGAGAUACCCUUGGCGAAGGUACUGAGAACACCACCAUCACUUAUAAGUGGCUGCCGGAGAGCCAGCUUCUGGAGACGCUGGCACCAGAAGGUAAUAAUGUUGUUAUCUGCUUGGGCGUUCCUGACAUCGCCAAGCAUGCUGCCACGCUUGCGACGCUGGCUCCUCUAGCGGGCCUCACUUACGCUGGUCAGCCAGGUGAAGUUAAAGUUAUUGUGCCAGAUAGCAAGUGCAUUGGCCGCCUAGCAGAGGAUAAGAUCUACGUCCUGUGCAUACCAAGCACCAGUUCUAUCUCAGCUGAGUUGCCCCACUCUGUGGUGCUUCUCUUACCUGAAUCGUCAUCUACCGCCCUCGGUACAUUUGCUGCCGCAAUUCAGGCCAAGCUUGAAAGCUCCGGUGGCUUAGUCUCACAAACAAACCUCACUCCAAGCGGCGUGGCUUCACUCGCUGGCAAGUCUGUUAUUUCUCUCCUCGAGAUUAACAGCCCAUUGGUGUAUGCCUGGGGCGAAGACCAAUUCAACACAUUUAAGACGCUCGUCUCCACGGUUAGACACCUUUUCUGGAUUAUUCACGGCAGUGUGCUUGAGAGUUGGUCGAACAGCGUGGAAUUCGCUACAACUCAGGGUCUGUUCCGCGUGAUGCGCAACGAAUACCUAAUCGCCAUCUUGCCGUUUAUGGAUCUGUCCGCAGUCGCUGACAUUUCCAAUUUCCAAUACGCAGAUCUAGUACUCGACGUUUGGCGAACGUCUCUGUCCGAGGACGCGGAAAUGGAAUACGCCGAAGGCAACGGCUUGAUUUACAUACCUCGUCCCACUGAAGAUGCUGGCUUCGACUACGAACUGCAGCUAGCCAGCAACACCGCGAAGCCACUCGUGUCGGCACUGGGCGCUGCUAAAAAGCCACUGAAGGCAAGCGAGUCGGCAAACACUCAAGGUUACAUCUGGAUCGCGGAUGAGCAAGCCGAAUUACCACUUGAAGCAGGCCAAGUCGAAAUCAAGGUCGAGUAUGCAGGAGUCGGAACAGGCCAGACAUUGAACUCUGUCCGCCACGCUGUUGGCAUCGUUACUCGUCAAGACGACUCGGUCAAGACAUUGCAGCUUGGUCAACGCGCCAUUGUUUUCUCCGACGAUGCUGCAAAGACUCAUGUCCGCCAAACCCAGAACGUAGUUGCACCGCUGACCGACGGGCUUUUGCCGCAAGAGGCUGUUGCGCUUGUCAAGCCACUGAUUACUGCGCAGUAUGCGCUUAUCGAGAUCGCUCGUCUCAGUUACGGCCAGGCAUUACUGCUUGAUGACGCUACAAGCACCGUCGGACAAGCCCUGGUACAGGUUGCCAAGGCUGUUGGGGCUGACAUCUAG